Podospora anserina S mat+ is the source of this 1869-nucleotide messenger RNA. RefSeq lists its product as uncharacterized. The record is from RefSeq and is a predicted model, not a curated record. Bases 1 to 1869 code for a protein of 622 amino acids. The transcript is spliced from 2 exons. Lineage: Eukaryota; Fungi; Ascomycota; Sordariomycetes; Sordariales; Podosporaceae.
AUGGAGCCGGUCUUCAUAGUCUCACGCGAAGAGUUCCACGAUGUUCAGAUGGAGCUGAAGCUCAUGCUGGAAUCCUCCCUUUCCAAGCGUGCUUGGGGGAACGCCUCAGCAUGGUCAGUGUCUAUGAUUAAACAGUCGGGAAGACAUAAUGCUAAUCGUGAGAUAGGGCCCACCCAUAUGCCGUCGGCCGACUUCAGCGACAUUGACGACGAACAGAGUCAGACCCUGCUAGGCACUUUGCAGCUCGAUGCCGAGGACGAACCGAUACGCAGAGGGGCUGCUUCGCGGGCCAAUAGCGUGCGGUUCGACGAAAGUGCCCUGCACGGUGCCGGCUUUGGAGGCCAUGCCAUUCGCCACUCCAACGACUUUGGUCCCAUACGUCCGUCGAGCGGGAUGGGAGGACACCAGUUGGAACGGACAUAUUCUCACAAGUCGGAUGGCAGACAUAGUUCCGCUGGACAUUCGGUCCACUCUGGAAUUUCUGGGAGAGCCAGCAGUCUCGGACUGGAUACCAACUUUGUGAUUGGGGGCCGUGACGACGAUGAGUCGCCCUUAGAUAUCCCCGAGCCCCCACCCGUUUUUUAUGUCUUGGGCUCUGCCCCCUCCAUUAUCCGCUGCUGGAUCACGACCGACUUCACGUCCGAAGGGUUGUUGUAUGCCGUGGUGUGCACUGGGUCUCAAAAAUCGACGGUUGAGUACUCGCUGCUUCGAGAUCUGGACCUGGUCAACAACAUCCAUCGGGAUGUGGAUGGUGCUCACAGAAUCACACUGCCAGUUUUUCUGGCUGAGGCCCGGGUUACCCAGUCCAACUCCCGCGGCGGAAGUCCUGCAUCACAGCUGCCUAGUAUCACAGCCAACUUUGAAGUCACGGGCAUGGACCAACAAGACAGCCCCGAGACCAAAAGAGCGAUCCGUGUGUUCAUCGGCAGCCACACGCUGCGGCUUCUCAGUGCCGACCUGUUGCUGUCCCAAAACUGCAUGACUCUGUACGGCAAUGACCGGAACAAGCUUUCGAUUCCGUUUGUGCGGCCCGAGGACGAUGCCGUAUUCAAGCAUUUGACUACAGCCAACCUGCUUCCAGGCAAGCCGAAGCUCAACGCUGCCGCACCCGAGUUUGUUGCUGGUGACAAAACGGCAAGGCGCUCUCCCAAGGUGGCGGCGGAGCCGGAGCGUCCAGUAUCCAAGCCUAUGGGGGGUGGUUCUGAGGGUGUAGUGUCUCCCGCCGCGCAGCCGAGCCAACCUGUGUCCAAACCUGUGACGGCGACGAGUACCGCAUCGGAGAGUGGAGCGGAGAGUGAGAAGCAGCACCAGGAAUCGAAGAGCACGGAAACGUCUGGAAAGGAUUCACACGCAACAACCGAUGCCCCACGCCGCGAACCCAGCCUUGCUAUCAGAACACCCUGGCGGCAGACGGCGGUAGGACUUUCUGAGAACGGCACUCCCUUGAGUGGUUACCAGCCAGCACCCCGCACGCGCUCUAUGAAGGUGCUUCGACCACCCAAGGCUAGCAGCAGCACCUCAUCCUCGGCACGAACAGGAGCGGCAUAUGAGCCAGCGCCGACGGCACGUUCAGGAAAUGAGCAACGGCGCAAGGGCCAGAGUGACGCCCAACCCCCCAUUGGUAUGAAUAGCUGGGGUAUGUCGAAGCGCAGCAUGAGCGGCCCAGCUCUCAGCAGCCUCAAUUCGGAGACGAGGGUCUCCUCGGCUGCGUUCACGUCAACAAUCACCACACCUACCACCAGUAGCCACCAUGACGCGGGUAAAACGACGCCUUCACUUCCACGGACAGUCAACAACCCUCUUGGAAGCGCGUCGGCAUUUUCGUGGAUCGCAUCCAACAAGCCCAAGACCCCGGCCGCUGCUGACUAG